This is a messenger RNA of Fonsecaea pedrosoi CBS 271.37, 1695 nucleotides long. RefSeq lists its product as uncharacterized. The record is from RefSeq and is a predicted model, not a curated record. Lineage: Eukaryota; Fungi; Ascomycota; Eurotiomycetes; Chaetothyriales; Herpotrichiellaceae. The coding region runs from base 1 to 1695 and encodes 564 amino acids. The transcript has a single exon.
AUGUCAAAUGUGACUUCUUCCUCCCCGCCGCAACAGCGGCCGUCUCUUUACCGUUCUCAAUCCCAUGCCAACUCCUCGAACAAGAACGAUCCCUCGUCAUCCAACCAACCUCAAUCCGCAGAGCCGAGUGCUCAACCUUCACGACCCUCCCAUGGCAGAUCAAAAUCUUAUCUCUCACCUGCAGAUCCUAAACCACGGAACGCCAUCACGCUCCCUACUGCAACCAGUGCGUUCGAGAAGACGGCAUCGCGCCUACACCUACCAGGAACCUCGCAUCGACAUCAUCAGAAGGAUAAAGACCACAACUCCAGUGGACACCAACACUCCCAAUCACAUUCUCACAUAUCACACCAUAACAAUGAUUCAACACACAGUCUCACCUUCAGACGUCACCGCCCCACGCAAUCCGAAGCACAUCCCAUCCGUCGAUUCGCUUCAAAGGAGGCUCUCUCGACCCUCCCUCAUUUGGUUGCAGGACUCAACGCGGAGCGAGACAAGCGAAUACACACAGGAAAUGUGCCCAACCCGAUAAACCCAACAAAUCGCAGUGCUGGCAGCAACGGUAUCAAUAGCACGGGUGCGCAUUUCUUCGGUCCUUCUGCCGCAAUAUCAAGCGAUUUCCAGGCCGGCGGUCGCUAUGAUUACAAUGCGUCCGGAUUUCCUGAACUACGCCGGCGUGCGACAUCCGAUCCCGCCUCUCGUGACAAAAUCUCUCAACCAGCUCCAGCACAUCCCCUCCGGCCUAAGACGUCGUUUGAAGAGGCCCUCGAUCGCGGUGACGCCGCACGCGUCGCACGGCGCAUCCAUGUCAAAGUUGAGGAUCUCCAGCGCCGCGACACCGAACUCCGAGCUGGUGAAGAAGAACUUCGAUCCCGCGUUGCAGAGAUAACCGCCACAGGCGUCGAAAUAACUCGUCGAUUAGACUAUGGAUACUACAACUUGCUCGAGAAGGUUGGAAGCCUCGUCAGCAUGAUCGGUAGUUUUCAGUCUCUAGCACGACAGACCGAGACAUUGAUAAGGAAUUUUGAGCGCGAGAGCAAAAGGGUCGAUGAAGAUACACGCCGACGGGUCAAAACUCUGCAGGGGGGCUUCGAGGCCAGGCAGGUGAAGGCCAAACAAUUGUCAGAGCGUGGAGACAAGGUGAGCGCCAGGGCGAGAGAGCUAUCUGCCCGAUUGGAGAAGGCUCGAGCGAAAGUGGAGGAAUGGGAGAACCGGGAAGAGAAAUUCCGCAAGGCAUGGGACCGUGUGUGGGGAAUCGUGUGGUGGACGAGCAUUGCGGUGCUUGUUAUCGUCCUAGCUGUGGUACUGGGCAAGGAAUGGUAUUUCCACGGAGAUCCCGUGAAGGCCGGGCUGGGACAGCAUGGUGAAGGGAACUGGAAUCGGAGCCUGAGACUCGGUGGGACGGCGGGGGGCCAGGAGAAUGAGAGACUCCUUCGACUCAGUGAAGGCGGUGACGGCAGCUCUCCUAGCGACCCCAGCGGCAACGAGAAUGACACCGCCAGCGGAGAGAAGAGGCUGAACGUACCAGACGACGUGAGGGAGAUUCUCUUAGGUAUCGCUGAGAGGAACUACAGGAGGAAAAAGGCAUUCCCGGAGGUUCCUAGCUUGGUGUUUGGGACGCCUCGGCUGACGACAAACACAGAGGAGGACCAGUGUCGAGAAGACCCGAGACUGGCCAGCUUGGACGAGCUCUGA